AUGAGCGCCUGCGAGAAGGGGCGGCUCUGGUCCCAGGCACUCAGGCUUCUCGUGCGCAUGUGGACUUCUGAGAUCACCCCCGAGGUUGUCACAGUCACCGCUGCCCUGGGGGCCGUGGCUUCUAGCGCCAAGUGGGAGAAGGCGCCAGCUGUGGCUUCUCUCUGCGGCGGGACCUUCUCCCAGAGACUGGGAACUUCGUGGACAAUGGCCUUGGCAUUGCUGGACAUGGGUGAGCUCCAGCCGAGCAUCGCGGCCUUCCGCUCCGCACUGGCCGCUGCAGAGCUCGCCGGAGAGCCCGUGGCCGCCCGCUUCGCCGAGGUCGGCCUUUGGAGAAGAACGGCACGGGGAGAGGGGCGCAGUGCUCCCAAGCACCGAGGCGAGUAUGCUGGUGCUACGUCGCAGCUGCAGGCUUCCGGGACACCUCUCGCGGGGCGCCUGCUCUGUGGCAGCGCCUCCCAGGUCUUGGCGGCUCUCCAAGGCGGUGGCACUUCGGCAGCACGCGACUUCUACGAUGUCGGGAGUCUAAAUGCACGCCUGGCCACAGAGCGUGGUGGUCAGGGGCCCAAUGCUGGGCAGGAGGUAGCUCCCUGGGCUCACAGCGCCCGUCGGGCGCUGGCGUCGGCUCUGCCCUCGCCUGCGCCUGCAGCGGCGGCAGCGGCACAGCUGGCGGCCUGGUGUGAGGCCGAUCUGGCCUUGCCAGCGCGGCGAGGGUCCUGGCUGCAGCAAGCGUUGGCGUUCCUGCAAGAUCUGCAGCAGAUGGUUUCUGCGAAAAAGCGGUGUGGCAUGAUUUGA
Messenger RNA from Symbiodinium necroappetens, 792 nucleotides. NCBI's taxonomy places the organism in Eukaryota, Dinophyceae, Suessiales, Symbiodiniaceae. The record is from the annotation of a GenBank genome assembly.